AUGCUUACUGGUGACUGCCGAAAUGACCUUAAAGCUGUUAUAGGAUUUUCCAAAGGGCUACCUCCACAAGCAAUUUACCUUGCGGGGAUAGUUCACAAUAAAGCUAGCCUUUCUCUAUCUGAAAUUUUCAAUUUUCUUAGAAUCCUUUACCAAAAAUCAGAAACGCACGAAAUCUCUUUAGAUUUGCGCGAGAGAAUAGAAGAAAAUUUAUAUAUUGGAGAAGUCGAAACCGCAAUGAAAAUCUUUAACAGCUUUCUUACGUCAGAUAUUCCUUUCCCUAAAAGAAAAAAUCAAGAAACCAAGAGAAGCGUACAAGAACAAGCUGAAGCUCAAUACAAAAGUGUAGAAAAAGAAGCUUUGGAUCUUCUUGAUAUGAUGAGAGCACUUGAUUCAGUUCCUGAAACUGAUUUAAUAAGAAAUCAAUCUGCUUUGGAGUGCUCUUUAUGCACAAAUGAUAUGUCAUACAACGAAUGCUCCGUUUUGGAAAACUGUCCACAUAUGUUUCAUAAAGCCUGUAUUGAAGAUUACUUUCACAUGCAAGUAUUAAAUGGAAUAACUGAGAUUAAAUGUCCAAACAGCAGCUGUAAAAAAGAUAUCAGCAUGAAUGAUUUGACUAUGCUUUUAUCAAGAGAAGACUUAGAGAAAUACGAAGAAAACGGUGUAAUGAAAUUAAUAGAAGGAGAGUUAAUGACUUGUCCAAAUGGCCAAUGUAAAGAAAAGUUCGAAAAACCCCAAAAUCAAGAAGAAUUUAUAUGUCCAUCCUGCAGGAAAAAAAUUUGUGGAGUCUGCAAAAGAUUGCUUGAUGUUUGCGCUUGUAUAAGGACUGAUCCAGGGAAUAAGCCAGCUAUUAAUGCCCCGCCAGCAUAUGUAAGUUUGAAAUGCAAAAAUUGUAAUGCCAUGAACAAGGUGGAAAAUUUAAAUCAAAAUUACAAAUGUAGGUGCGGGCAAAGCUAUUGUACAGCAUGCAUGAAGCCUGAGCAAGAAUGCCAAUGCCAUAAUGUAAGAGGAAGGCGCCCCGGAGCAGUUCUUUAA
Molecule: messenger RNA, 1032 nt
Organism: Blepharisma stoltei
Lineage: Eukaryota; Ciliophora; Heterotrichea; Heterotrichida; Blepharismidae
Source: the annotation of a GenBank genome assembly